Molecule: messenger RNA, 1239 nt
Organism: Rhizoctonia solani
Lineage: Eukaryota; Fungi; Basidiomycota; Agaricomycetes; Cantharellales; Ceratobasidiaceae
Product: Ran GTPase-activating protein
Exons: 2
Coding region: 1-1239 (412 amino acids)
Biological process (GO): nucleocytoplasmic transport; activation of GTPase activity
Cellular component (GO): nucleus; cytosol; perinuclear region of cytoplasm
Molecular function (GO): small GTPase binding; GTPase activator activity
Source: RefSeq, a predicted model, not a curated record
AUGGCCUCAACGACUCCAUCUGGAACUUAUGCUGACCCCUCGAGGGUAUUUACUAUUCAUGGAAAGGGUCUUACUCUCUCUACGCGAGAGGAAAUUGAGCCCUAUAUUAAACAAAUGCGAGAGAUAAAGGAUUUGGAAGAAGUACAUUUCGGUGGCAAUACACUCGGUGUCGAGGCAUGCCAGGCUAUUGCCGAGGUGCUCAAAGAGAUUGCCGACUUUCACGACAUUUUUACUCGACGAUUAAUUUCUGAGAUCCCCCAAGCUCUUUCGGCAAUUUGCGAUGCCCUCAAAGACAAAAAGUCCAUAAUUGAACUUAACUUGUCUGACAACGCAUUCGGUGGACGAUCCGCUGAACCUAUGGUUCCUUUCCUUACCCACAACCGAAGUUUCCAAGUUUUCAAACUCAACAAUAAUGGGCUUGGAAUUGCCGGUGGCAAAAUCAUCGCUAAUGCACUCUUGGCCAACGCAGAAGCUUCCAAAGCAGAAGGCAUACACACUACUCCACUACGCACUGUCAUUUGUGGACGAAACCGUCUAGAGAACGGAUCGGCUCCUUUUUGGGCUCGGGCAUUUGCCGCUCAUGGAGGACUCACCGAAGUUCGAAUGCCUCAAAACGGAAUCCGAAUGGAAGGUAUCGCAGAGAUUUCCAAGGGCCUCGCGAAAUGUUCCAAGCUGCAAAUCCUCGAUCUUCAAGAUAACACUUGCACCGAGUCGGGCUCGAGAGCUGUGGCAGAGUCGCUCAAGUCGUGGCCGGAUCUCAGGAUAUUGAAUUUGUCGGAUUGUUUGCUUGGCCCCAAGGGUGGUAUUGCGCUCGCGACGGCUCUCAAGGAGGGAAACUGCCCGAAACUCGAGACUCUCAAGGUACAAUACGGUGAAUGGGAUCACCGUGCACUCAAUAUUCUCGCCGAGGCCAUCAAAGAGAAGCUCCCGAACUUGACAGCGCUCGAGCUGAACGGGAAUAGGGCAGAUCCGGAGGACGAGUGUAUUACGAAUAUCCGCGAUGCUCUUGAGUCGCAUGACCAUGGCGAUGCCCUUGAUGAGCUGGACGACAUGGAAGAAUUUGACGAAGAGGAGGCCGAGAGGGAGGAAGAGGAAGCUGAGCUCAAGAGAGGAGAAGCAAGUGACGAGGAGGAAACGAAGGAGAAGCAAACUGUGGCUGCCAAGGUUAACGACAAGCUAGACGACGCGGCAGACUCGUUGGCAGAGUUGAUGGGCAAGGUUAGCUUGGGAGACAAGUAG